Messenger RNA from Ananas comosus (pineapple), 1739 nucleotides. RefSeq lists its product as uncharacterized. The transcript has 6 exons. The coding region runs from base 147 to 1544 and encodes 465 amino acids. The record is from RefSeq and is a predicted model, not a curated record. Lineage: Eukaryota; Viridiplantae; Streptophyta; Magnoliopsida; Poales; Bromeliaceae.
GCGUACGCCGUUCACCGGCCACGCCCUAAUUCGGAAAAAAAAAAAAAAGAAAAAAAGAAAAGAAAAGAAAAGAAAACCCCGAGCUCGUGGGUCGGAGUCGAGUAGCGACCCACCGCUCGCGCCGCGCUCCGAGUGAGUUGGAGAGCAUGGCGUAUCGGAGGAAGCACGCCGCCGCCUCCCCCUUCCCCUCCGCCUCCGCCUCUUCUAGGGUUUCCUCUACCUUCGAGGACUCCCGAUCCCCGCUCUCCUCCUCCUCCUCCUCCUUCUCCUCCUCUUCCUUCGCCGCCGCCGCCGCCGCCGCCGCCUCCUACGAGGGCUUCUUCCCGUCGCCGGCGACCGGCGAGGCGGAGGCGGCGGUGGCGGCGCCAUCGCUCGCCGCGCAGGCGAUCCGCGCCUCCGCCGCCCACCGCGACUCCUCCCUCUCCUCCGCCUAUGGCGAGUCCGCCGCCACCGCCGCGGCCGCUGCCCACCGCCGCGAAUCCGAUCGCCUGAGCUCGUCUCAUUCCCCAAGAGCUAGGGAUUCUGCUUAUGAGUAUACAUCAAUGAAAAGCUUGAAUGAGUCAAAAUACGGAUUUUGGGGGGUUUUGGCUAGAAAAGCUAAAGCAUUUCUUGAUGAAGAUAAUUCUUCUCCUGAUAGAAACCAUUCCCAAACACGUGAUCAAUCAACUCGUAGUCAGCUCCAUAAUUCGUAUCAACCACCGGAGGGUUAUCAAAAGGCCGAAGCUCCUCAAUCUCAGAAGAGUUCAGAUGCAAUUGCAUCUUCUUUUAACUUCAUUGGUGGCACAUUAAAGAAUGCCUUUGAAGAGGGUCGGACAAUUGUAGAGAAUAAGACAGCUGACAUCAUCCAUGAAACUCGUAAGUUAAACAUUCGGAGAAAAGAAAGUGGUGCAAAUCUAGAGAGUCAGACUGCUGCAAACUUUACACAACAAAAUCUUCCUCGGACUCGAACUGACUAUGAAACUCAACUGAAGGCAUCUCGCGACGUUGCAAAUGCAAUGGCUGCUAAAGCGAAACUUUUACUACGGGAGCUGAAGACCGUCAAGGCAGACCUAGCUUUUGCAAAGGAACGAUGUGCUCAGCUUGAAGAAGAGAACAAAAUACUGAGGGAAAGUCAUGAAAAGGGAGAUAGCCCCGAGGAUGACGAUCUGAUUCGGCUACAGUUAGAGACACUGUUGGCUGAGAAGGCGAGGCUGGCACACGAGAACUCGGUGUAUGCACGGGAGAACAGAUUCCUGAGAGAAAUUGUCGAGUACCACCAACUCACGAUGCAGGAUGUCAUCUAUGUGGACGAAGGCAUAGAAGAGGUGACCGAGGUUUACCCCACUCAGGUUCUUCCCCCGACACCAUCUCGCACAGGACACGAGUCGACAUCUCCUGCCGCUCCAACUACGCCCAGAAAGCCUACCACUUCACAGCCUUCUCCUCUAGCAACCACAAGCUCUUUCGUCCUACCGGAAACUUGCCCCAUCGUUCCUACCUCUCCUCAACCCUCUCCAUCUACUGCUGUGACUCCAAAUACAAGGGCUACCUCACCACCAGUAUAGUUUCGAAUGGGUGGGGUCCUACACGGUAAGAUUUUCCAAAAGCCCUUAUGCUUGAAAUCAUGUUUAGAUGAUGCUUUUGCUUGCCGUUACAGCUUUUACUGAGUGAUGGUUGUGAUGGUUCAUGUAAGAUUCUGCCACUCUGUUUGUGCUGUUUGUAACUUUGUAUGUGUAACUUGUCUGGUUCUUUGAACAUCA